Messenger RNA from Rhodotorula graminis WP1, 1035 nucleotides. RefSeq lists its product as uncharacterized. Gene Ontology annotation, cellular component: SCF ubiquitin ligase complex. The coding region runs from base 16 to 1035 and encodes 339 amino acids. The record is from RefSeq and is a predicted model, not a curated record. Gene Ontology annotation, biological process: SCF-dependent proteasomal ubiquitin-dependent protein catabolic process. NCBI's taxonomy places the organism in Eukaryota, Fungi, Basidiomycota, Microbotryomycetes, Sporidiobolales, Sporidiobolaceae. The transcript has 4 exons.
GUCGGCGACGCCGCCAUGGUUGCGCUGUCCAAGACGAGCGAGGACCGCCUCAAGGUUGUCAACCUCAGCCUGUGCGCGGUCACGAUCAAGGGCCUCACGUCCGUCUUUGCGCGCUGCAAGAACCUCGAGGUCCUCAAACUCGCCAACGUCCAGUCCCUGACCGACAAGAACGUCGAUGCAGCACUUGGCUGGCGACACGUCCCGUUGAGCCGUCUGCGCACGCUCAAGGUCCGCUCCACCGACGUGUCCGACUCGUCGAUCGGCCGCCUCCUGUCCCUGUGCGCGCCGACCCUCGAGCGCCUCGACGUGUCGUACUCGAACCUCAAGACGCUCGACUUUGUCUCGUCGGCCCUGCACACGCUCCCCGAGUGGCGCCUCGAGAAGCUCGUCGCGUCGGGCCUGCCGCUCUCGCCGGUCACGCUCGAGGGCUUCCUCAAGCCGCUGUCCGAGCGACCAGACGACGAGCGGCGCCGGUUCCACGUCUUCAAGCUCGGCAGCAUCCCCAAGACGUCGUCAAAGGUGCCCGGCCUCAACGACGCCGUGCUGAGCCGGCUGCUGCCGCACCUCGAGGCGCUCGACGGGCUCGAGAGCGUCUCGUUCUUCCAGUGCUGGGACCUCGGCAAGGCGCUUCAGCCUUUGAGUCGCUUCAUCGAGGUCGUCGGGCGCAGGUGCUUGCACCUCGACCUCACGCUCCCCGUCCAGUCGCACCACCUCGAAGGGCUUCUUCCACCUCUUGACGGCGAGGACCCCGCCGACGGCGACGCCAAGCCGUACGAGGCGCCUCGCCUGCGCACCCUCGUCCUCGACUCGUCGCGCAUCACGGACGACGCCGCCGGGUCGAUCGCGGCGUGCCGCGAGCUGCGGGCGCUCCACGUCGCCGAGACGAGGAUAUCGACCAAGUUCCUCGCGACGGUCCUCAGCUCGUGCCCGCACCUCAACAACCUCAACCUGACGUCGUGCCGAGGCAUCCCGGUCACGCAGCGGCGUACCUUCUUUGACGCGUGGGAGCGGGGCGAGGUGGCGGUCACGCCGUGA